AUGGUAUCCAUAUCCAUUGACGCCAUCCGGUCUGAGUCUACUACCGUCGACUAUGAUGAUCUCAGUUCAAUUGUCUACUGCUAUGCAGAAUGGCACAAAGUAGAUGAGGAGAGGAUAUUGGAACCAUACGCCUACAUCACGCCGCAGGUUGGAAAGGAAAUCCGCACACAGAUGAUCAAUGCCUUCAACAUCUGGCUCGAUGUCAGUGAGGACAAGCUGAAGACCAUCAGUCGUAUCGUCGGAACACUGCACAAUGCGAGCCUACUCAUUGAUGACGUUGAGGACGACUCGCAGCUAUGUCGCGGAAUUCCCGUCGCCCACAAGAUCUAUGGCAUCCCGCAGGUCAUCAACACAGCCAACUAUAUGUACUUCCAGGCCUUCCAAGAAAUCUCAGAGUUGCAAGCUUCGUCCCUCAGAUUUGAUCUCCACGCCAUUGUCAUCGACGAGCUCUUGAACCUCCACUGA
This is a messenger RNA of Fibroporia radiculosa, 465 nucleotides long. RefSeq lists its product as uncharacterized. The coding region runs from base 1 to 465 and encodes 154 amino acids. Gene Ontology annotation, biological process: isoprenoid biosynthetic process. The record is from RefSeq and is a predicted model, not a curated record. The transcript has 5 exons. NCBI's taxonomy places the organism in Eukaryota, Fungi, Basidiomycota, Agaricomycetes, Polyporales, Fibroporiaceae. Gene Ontology annotation, molecular function: prenyltransferase activity.